Suillus paluster is the source of this 1355-nucleotide messenger RNA. RefSeq names its product CRAL-TRIO domain-containing protein. Lineage: Eukaryota; Fungi; Basidiomycota; Agaricomycetes; Boletales; Suillaceae. The record is from RefSeq and is a predicted model, not a curated record. The transcript is spliced from 8 exons. The coding region runs from base 22 to 1119 and encodes 365 amino acids.
GUAGCUUUACGCUCUGCACCCAUGAACAACGGUAUUAUGCGCUCCGUACUACAGGAUAAUCACGAAACGCUCAUUAAUCAGUAUGAAGCAAGCCUUGCGGACGUAUGGGCCCUCCAGUCAACCUUGAAUGAUGAGGUCUUGUCCCAUGUGGCCCAAGAAUUGGCGCUCAGUGAUGCGGACCAUACAUGGGCAAAAGAAUGGAUCUCGGAUACAGCAACAAUUUUCCGUUUCUUACGGUACCAUAAGUUCAUUCGUUCAUUCGCAUUGGAGGCCAUACACACCACGCUCGUUUGGCGUCUAAAUGCACUGCGACUCUCCACUCUUCCUUCCGCACUGUUCCAUUGCCUUCCGCCGCCGAUUUGCGAUCCACUUGGCCGUCCCCUCGUGUUUCUCCACUUGUCAGAAUUGCUGACUUGUGAGCAAACAAUGAUGGAUGGAUUUCUGAUCUCCCUCGAACGCCUGCGUAUUCAUAUGCGCUCGCUCAAUGAUAAGUACGCAAACCAUGAAAUAAUUCUUCAAUGUGUUUUCGUCGUCGACCUUGAAGGUCUAUCAAUCCAGUCGUUUAACCUUAAAAUUUUGACGUGGUUCAUGAAGGAAGUAGUUCCCCGAUACCCUGGAAUGUUUGCUGCAGUAUUCCUCCUCAAUUACUCUUGGACGUAUGCAAUGACAUGGUCCAUUGUGAAGUGCCUACUUCCUAAUUCCGCAGUUGCCCGAGUCUUCUUUCCAUCUAGAGAGGAGCUUCUUCAAUAUUGUUCUCCUUCAGCGCUACCAUCUAAUUAUGGCGGUGCACUUUCGCCACUUCACCUUGUUGAAGAUCCACUGAAUUCGGACGACCAGACUUCUGCUUCGUCCGUGUUCAUACCCCCUCGAUCCUCCCUCAACCCGUUUUUUGGUUAUCCUUCAGUCGCUUCUCUUUCAAGACCGCACGUGGUGAAACAAGGUCGCCGGCGGAAGCGUGAUCUACUGUUGACCCUUUCAGUUCUCUGGUGGAGACGAUGGGGUGCACGUGUCAUUAUAUUGUUCUUUCUUAUCGCAGUCAGUCUCACUCGGAAGAGAGUCAGGGGAGUAAACCGAUGGAUGCUGGGGGUACCUCUAUCUUCUGGCAACACCUUGCAAUGACUUAGCCUGUAUGAUGAAAUCGAUGAUGAACCGGGAUAUCAUGUCAGCGGUUCUGAUGCCCGCGCAGUCAAGAAAUGCCGAGGUGUUACAUAACUUACCUUGUGAUUUGCACACCUAGUCCGCAUGCAAUCACUAUUGAUUAAUUAUCGAAUCAUGGUUCUCAACUUGGCGGAGUGACCUAUUUUUUCUCCGGCUAACAUGGACAUCGUACUAGCUAAUGAAUCCACAUUCUGGCA